This is a messenger RNA of Fusarium poae, 1596 nucleotides long. RefSeq lists its product as uncharacterized. The coding region runs from base 1 to 1596 and encodes 531 amino acids. NCBI's taxonomy places the organism in Eukaryota, Fungi, Ascomycota, Sordariomycetes, Hypocreales, Nectriaceae. The transcript is spliced from 2 exons. The record is from RefSeq and is a predicted model, not a curated record.
AUGGGCAAUCAUAUCUCAUACACCGCCUCUGAAUGCGAGGUUCAUCUUCCUGAUAAUGCUGGUUCUCUCAAAGGUCUUCAGUUCGAUUCCAAGUCUCGCAGAUUCGCGGGUGUUCCUUACGCUCAACCACCAACACAAAAUCUACGAUGGCGCAAACCGCAGCCUUUUCCCAAAAAUCACAUCUACGGUGCUCCGUUUGACGCGACACAAUUUGGUCCAGUUUGCCCUCAGGCGAAUUACUCCAAAAAUGUCAGCGAGCACAUUCCCAAGCAUGCAUACAGCGAGGAUUGUCUAAGACUCAACAUCUGGACACCUGUACCUGAUCCGGAUGUCCCAAACCCAAAAUGGCCCGUCAUGGUCUGGUUCCAUGGAGGCUGGUUCCAGGUCGGCGAUCCUAGCCAAGAAGAAAGCAUGGAUCCCACUGAGCUCAUCUCGACUGGUAAACUACAGGCUAUCUUUGUAGCCGUGGGAUACAGACUAAACGUCUUUGGCUUCCUCGCUGGUGAAGCUCUGCUUGAGGAGUCAGGAGGCGCAGCCGUAGGAAACUAUGGACUAUGGGAUCAGCGUCUUGCUAUGGAUUGGGUGUACGACAACAUCUCAGCUUUUGGAGGUGAUCCGGGAAAUAUCAUCCUAGCUGGUCGAAGCGCGGGAGCGUAUUCAGUCCUUGCCCAGACUCUUUACGACUUCAGAGGCACAGAUUCUCAAAGCCACUUCACGCGGAUGAUCAUGUACUCAAAUGCCAUCCCAACACAGCCCAAGAGUGUUCAAGACUGCGAAGAGCAGUUCGAUGAGCUCUGCGAGUACUUUGACAUAUCCAAAGAUCUGGCAGGGUCAGAGAAGCUAGAGUGUUUGCGAAACAUCACUUCGGAUGAUCUCUCUUCAGCCAUCAUGGAGUUGAAGAACCAUACAUUCCGUCCAGUCACUGACAAUCUCUUUAUCCACUCUGGAAUCUUUGACUAUUAUCGCGAUGGUUCGUUUGCGCGUGAAUUCAAAAAACGCGACUUGAAGUUGCUGAUAGGCGAGGUUCUUGACGAAGACACACUCUACGCCGCCACAAACCCCCCAAAACCCGAUGUUUCUUCGUUGCGUGUUCAAAUAUCGAACUACUAUCCCCCGCACGUUACAGAUCGUCUUCUCAAGCAUUACACAAUACCUCAGACUAAGGACAAGGAGGCUUGGCAGAAAAUCUUUGGACGUAUCGUUGCAGACGGUCAGGUCAGAGCGCCAUCACGAUAUCUAGUUGACAAUCUUGUACGGAAUGGCGUGGGCAUAAAGAAUGUCUGGAGAUAUCUCAUUGCGUACCGAUUGUCAUUUAUAAACAACAAUGUCGCGCCAGCGUCGUUCGGUGUAAGCCAUGCGAUGGACCGUCCCAUCUGGAAUUACUCCAUUUCUCACAAUCCCACACCAGAAGAAAGGCAACUCAUGGAUGAGUGGAUCGCUGAUCUACGCGCGUUUGUCAAUGACGAGGAUGGAUUUGACUACGGCACUUCAGAAGCUACAGAGUAUAAAGUGAUGCAGCCACAAGGGACAAUUGGGAUCGAGACGGAUGGACGAUGGGAAGAACUUUUGCAGGUCAUGGACAUCUUUUCCGCUUGA